Messenger RNA from Dracunculus medinensis (Guinea worm), 804 nucleotides. The record is from the annotation of a GenBank genome assembly. NCBI's taxonomy places the organism in Eukaryota, Metazoa, Nematoda, Chromadorea, Rhabditida, Dracunculidae.
AUGGAUGAAAGCGAUGGUUUUGCGGCAAAGAAACCAAAAUUAGAUAUUUCGUUUAAUGCGGAGUUAAGCUCGAAUGAUGGCGUUGUUGCAAAAAAACCGAGGCUUAGCGAAUGUUCAAAUAUGCAAAUUGUCGAUGUUGCAGUGAAGGAACCAUCUCCAGUUGCCAGGCGUUUACCUUAUGGUCCGGAUCAUUCAUUUAUUCGUUAUGGCAAUAAAUAUCAUCUUUUGUUGUGUGUUACUGGAUCGGUUGCUACAAUUAAAUUAAAAGAAUUGAUCGACCAUUUAAUCAAACUUUCGCCUUCCGACCGUUUAGAUAUACGCAUCGUCGCUACCGAUGCGGCCAGAAGAUUUUUCGAUGAGAAUUCAUUGAGCCAGAUAGUCUAUACUGAAGCAGAUGAAUGGAAUAUGUGGCAAAAUCGUGGAGAUCCUAUCCUUCAUAUUGAGCUUCGCAACUGGGCUGAUGCUAUGUUAAUUGCGCCUUUGGAUGCAAAUACACUGGCAAAAAUUGCCAAUGGGCUCUGUGACAACUUGUUAACAUGUGUAGUUCGUGCCUGGCAUCCCAAUAAGCAAAUAUUUUUUGCUCCUGCCAUGAAUGCAGCAAUGUGGGAAAAUCCUAUAACUCAUCAACAUAGGAGAACAUUAAGAGAUUUUUUUCAUUUUAGGGAAAUUCCUCCGAUCGAGAAACAGUUAAUGUGUGGAGAUCAGGGGUGUGGUGCAAUGGCGACGAUACAAAUGAUUGCUUCGAUCGUUGCCAGUGAUGUAAAAAAUCGUUUUGCAGUUUAUUCGGAUAAUUCAAAGCUGUAA